Molecule: messenger RNA, 3623 nt
Organism: Setaria italica (foxtail millet)
Lineage: Eukaryota; Viridiplantae; Streptophyta; Magnoliopsida; Poales; Poaceae
Product: probable WRKY transcription factor 70
Exons: 7
Coding region: 1174-2169 (331 amino acids)
Biological process (GO): regulation of DNA-templated transcription
Molecular function (GO): DNA-binding transcription factor activity; sequence-specific DNA binding
Source: RefSeq, a predicted model, not a curated record
CUCCCUAGCCGCGUCGACGCUUGUUAUCUUACCUCCCGGCUAUGACACCACUCGCCAUCGCACCUUCCUGACGUCAUGUCGAUCCCUUCUAUACUUGUCGUCCGCUACCACUCGUCGUCUCUCUGUGUGCAGGUGCGCGCGCGCGCGAGAGCGAGAGAGGGAGGGAGGGAGCGAGAGAGCACGGCGAAAAAGAAAAGGGGAAGUUGCAUCAUGUGCGUGGUUAUCUUGUAACGUGGGUGAAAUCAUCUAGGAGCUAACAAGUUAAAAGAAAGAAAGUAUCAAAGUUGGAAGUUGGGGUUGAAGUGGUUGGCGUGUCAUUUUCUUCGACCCUUCGCUGACUUGACCGGGCAGUGGCAUGCCUAUAUAGGCUCUGGGCGCUUGGUAUGGCAUCUCCCCACCUCCUUUCUCCUCGCUCCCUUCCGAAGCCGACCUUCUUCCCAGAAGCCGUGUUUGACUUCUCUUCUAACAGCCGGAGGACAACCCGGCUCCCCCUUCCCAUAAAGCUCCGGACGCCGAGGAUGAUGGCCGCUUGCAUGAGACGGAGAGACCAUGCGCUACGACAUGGACACCCUAGCAUCCGCAAAAAAAAAAAGUAAUAAUGAGUGGAGAGGUUUUCAUCAUGCACAGCGUACGCAGAGAUAGGCACUGCACUUCCACAGUCUCUGUAAUAUCAGUGUCAAUUAGUUUCACUGCUUGCGCUUUUUUUCCUUUUUAUUUGAGUUGUAUGUGCAACUGUAGCUUGUGGUAUUGGCACGUAUUGCUAUCGGAACAAGGUAUAAUACCUGUUCAAUAUUCAGAGAUAUCCAUUUUGGAAGAAUCUCCUCUGUUUGGCUGUUGCUCGUUGGAGCUGCCAGCCCGCCGGCGCCGACCCUAUGCAGCCUGUUUCCCCGCCGGGUUUCCGGCCUCUUCUUCCCGCGGAGGAAGCCCUCCGCCCACGCGGUAAAUUUUCACGGGCUAGUUAACUGGCACCUUUGGAAGUCUGCUAGGUGGGGGAGUCCGGCCCGUCUCAACCUAAUUUUCCACGCGGAAUAGCUCCCGGCCUCCAGGCAUCGGGCGCCCGUCCCCAUCCUUGUCUCACCCAUCCCUCAUCUCGCCCUCCGCUAGAAAGCCGCACGACCUCCUCCAAGAUCUAGGUUCAGGUGCGCCUCUUUUGUUUCCGACCACCGGUCGGCAAUGAAGGAGAUAGCCACGGGCCAGUCUCUGGUGACGCAGCUGAGGGCCAUCGUCCUUCCUGCGCUGCAGGCGUACCAACGCUGCGAGCUUGCUGCCCAGAUGUUCCAGAACAUUCUGGAUUGCUCCAGCAAGGCCAUAACUGAGCUGCAGUUUCACCAUCAGUCUGAUGCUCGAGCUGAUGACGCACUGGUGGAUGACAAGAAGAGGGUGAGGAGGAUUUCUUCUGAUGACUGCAUCAAUGAGGAGGGUGGUACUGCUAACCCCCAUCAUCAGCACAAGAGAAGCAGGAAAUCUGAUGAUUCGGUGUCACUCGAAACGCCUGUUCCACGCUAUGAUGGCCGCCAAUGGAGAAAGUAUGGGCAAAAGCACAUCAACAAAGCGAAACAUCCAAGGAGCUACUACAGAUGCACCUACAGGCAGGAACAAGGCUGCAAAGCAACAAAGACGGUGCAACAGAAAGAUGACAGCACAGGUACUGAUCAUCCCGUGAUGUACACAGUCGUCUACCACGGCCAACAUACUUGCAAGGACAACAAUGGCGUCGAAUCAAGCACCGAUGACUCUGAAACAAUUACUCAAAGCAGCAGCGACAGCCGAUCCAGCGUAUCAACCACUUGUACAGAUGCCUAUGAACAUCAGACAUCCCUAGAUAACGAUAAGCCUCUUGACAAAUCUGCAAACAGCAUAUCAAAAGCUUUCUGUUUGUUAAUUUAUCAAUUUUCUCAUGCCUUUCUUUUCCUAAUAUUUUGCCUUCCAAACAGCAGAGGGGAAAUUAUCCCAUACAGGGAUAUCUCCCAUGGAGGGGGAGGGGGAUUUGAUUGUCCAGGAAAAUACCUGUGGAGGAUUUUGCCUCCAGGGUUAAUGUGCCUAUGCUGCCAAAUCAGCCCUAAAACUAUAGGAUGCAUUCGAAUGGGUCGAAUGCAAUACAAUCUUAGUUGCCCCCUGUUUUUCUCUCCAAAGUACAAUUCAGUACUCGAUAUAAAAUUUGGUUUCUAGACACGCAUAUGGAAAAAAAAGGUCCAUCAUUACUUGCAUUGCUGAAAUCAGCUAAGAAAAUGGUUCAUUGCAUAAUUUUGGCCUCCCGAAUGUCUCCACAAUUUUGUUUCUGCAUAUCGUAUCAUGAUGUUUUUUUUUUGAUGUUGUUUUCCUGAUGAUAUGUGCUCUCUCCAUUUUCUUUUCGCUCGACAGAACCUCACUGGACAAACAUAAGGGCAGGGGCAGGGCCGACACCGCCCGUCCUCGUCAUCCUCUUCAGGAAGCAAGAUGUGUGUUGUGGUCACUGGUCAGGCGAUAGAGUCCUUCACUCUGCAGCAAGAAAGGUGGUUGGUCGGUGGGAUAUAUGGACAGCGAACUGUGCAUUGGCAAGAUAAAAAUUCAUAGCUGAUGAAGCUUCGAAAUUGUGGACCUCGAGUGAGAUGCGCGUAUGCACGAAGCAAAAGGACAGCAUGAUGACCAAAGUAGGGAGCUGCUUGCUUUUGAUGCCUGACGGCACACCCAAGAAAUGCAGCCUCUAUCAGCUUUCGAUAAACAACGUACGCUAUCAAUAUGAUAUAUGCGAAAGAUUGUCUCCUUCUUUUUUCUUUUUCGAAAUAAGAUUGUCUUCAUGUCCAGAGAGGAUUUAUAGCCCAGCCCAACAGUCAAAGCGUUGAUGAAAAGGCAUCUGGCCUUGGAACAAAAUGCAACCAUACACUGCCCAUCGCAAGUUUCAAAUUAGGUGAAACUGGCACAAUAUGUCGAGCUCUAGAACCUGCUGCAACAAAUCCGGCUCACUGAUGAUGGUGGUGAUACAAAUUCCUGGAAAUUUACAGCAACAGGAAACUAUACUCGACUAAAUUAGCGUACCAGGCGCAAUUUAUCGGCCCUCACAUAAAUUUUAUCCUAAGAUCCGCCACAUGAUGGCAAACUGCUCCUUCUCGAAGACGGUCUGGCAAAUGUGGAUCAGCCGUGUGAACGCAUCCACCAUGAUGGCAAACGCUUCCCAGUUCCGCAGGAAAGGAAAGCUCUCCUUCACAAAACGUAGGAAAUAAAACAUCCACGCUGAGCUCUAGUUUCGCGUAAACCCGAGGCAAUCAAAGGGAAAGAAACAAUCAUCUCUGGUUAAAGAACGACGAGGACGAGAGAGAAUCGAAGAAAAAAAGAAAACAGAUCCUUGCAAGUCGCGAGCCGCGAUGCUGCUGCAACUUGCCGCGGCCAUGGAAACCUCGUGCAGCUUGCCGCCGGCCGCCACCACCGGAACCGCCGCAUCUGCUCCUGUUAUUUUCUGUCUUGAGGAAGGUAACGACGUGCACAAGCAAUGGAGACGAGUGGACCAGAGAGGGCCAUAUACAUCUGUGGGCCACCGGUUUUGGGGCUGUGGGCCGUGGCUUACAAAUGAAGUAAAUGGUGCUUAUUGUUUUAAAAAAGAAAUAAAUAGUGUUUAAUUAGUUCAAAUGAUGAUUAUUAUUUCCAUA